Coffea arabica (coffee) is the source of this 2668-nucleotide messenger RNA. Lineage: Eukaryota; Viridiplantae; Streptophyta; Magnoliopsida; Gentianales; Rubiaceae. The record is from RefSeq and is a predicted model, not a curated record.
UCCCUCCCUCCUCUUGUACUCCAAGGUCCGAAUUAGGCACAAGUCCUUCUCUUCUAGUUCACGAACUUCCCAACUAACCCUGCCUGCUCGAUACCAGUGUCAGAGAAGUGCACGAAAUCUUUUUUUUUUCUUGUUUUUUUCCAAAUGGGGCAAAGCUGCGAGACUCGUAGUUGUGUCGGAGGCACACAUCUGCCCGAGUAAGGCGCAAAAUUUACUUUUGAAACUGUGGAAUUGUAAUCCCAACGACGUAAACCGAAUGGAUAUGGACGACUGGGAUUUGAGCGCGGAGGAAUUGGAUUCUCUGGAAAGAGACGCUCUCAAGCAAAUUGCAGAACGCAAGUCCCCCUCUUCUUCUCCUGCUACUUCCACGACUGUGACUAGUGGUGCUACAUCUUUGGACUCCGGGUUUUCUUUUCAUGGUUAUGGGCCCCAACAGAAUUUACAUUCCAAGCCUCAACCAGCUGCUCCACUGGGGAGAUCUCCGAUCGACCCCCGUCCCACCCAGAAGUGGUUUUGCAAUCAUCACUCUCCCCAGAAAGCCAUAGACAUGUGGAUCCCAUCACCAAACUGUUCGAGAGUCCAGAAUUCUGUAUCAACUCUUAAUAUUGAUCCUUCACCUCCUGCAUCUAUGAUAUCUCCUUCGUCCAGUGCUUGUGACGUAACUGAUGACUACUCAAAGCAACAGCCUCCUAAACUCUCGGUCAGGUUAUUCGUACAUGCUAGUGGAAAUGUUGCUGCAAAAUUCCCAUAUGACCCGCUAAUUGUAGCAGCAUUCCGUAAGAUCCAAAAGGCCAGUUGGAAUGUGAAAGAAAGAUUGUGGAUAUUUCCCAUGUCUUCAUUGAUUACAGUGGAAAAAGUUCUUAGUGAUAUAUCUGACGCCAAACUGGAGGUCGAGAAUUUAGAUCCUUUAGUACGGCGAGCUAUUGCUGCUGCAUCUGCAGUUCCAGAUCUUCAAGCUCGCUAUCACCUCAUUCCUGCAAGUAUUGAAUCGAGGCUUCUGCCUUUCCAGCGCGAUGGUGUUAGAUUUGUGCUCCAACAUGGAGGGCGUGCCCUCCUAGCUGAUGAGAUGGGGCUUGGGAAGACUCUGCAGGCUAUUGCUGUUGUCUCAUGUAUUCGUGAAGCAUGGCCAGUUCUAGUUCUCACUCCAUCAUCGCUGAGGCUUCAUUGGGCUUCUAUGAUUCAAGAUUGGCUGAAUGUACCUUCGUCAGAAAUACUUGUGGUUUUAUCUCAAUGUGGUGGGUCAAACAGGGGUGGAUUUAAUAUACUGGCGUCAAACACCAAGAGGACCAUCCAACUUGAUGGUGUUUUUAACAUCAUAUCCUAUGACAUUGUCCCUAAGUUUCAGGAUGUCCUGAUGGCUUCAGAAUUUAAGGUAGUUAUUGCAGAUGAAUCACAUUUCUUAAAAAAUGGCCAAGCAAAAAGGACAAAUGCUACAGUUCCCAUAUUGCAGAAAGCUCAAUUUGUGAUGCUGCUCAGUGGAACGCCUGCUUUGUCACGACCGAUUGAAUUAUUUAAACAGCUGGAAGCCUUGUAUCCUGGUGUAUAUAAGAAUGUCCAUGAAUAUGGCAAUCGGUACUGCAAGGGUGGCACAUUUGGAGUCUAUCAGGGAGCAAGCAAUCAUGACGAGCUGCACAAUUUGAUGAAAGCAACAGUGAUGAUUCGCAGACUUAAAAAGGAUGUCCUUUCGGAGCUACCUGUAAAGCGCCGACAACAGGUGUUCUUGGAUUUAGGGGAGAAGGAAAUGAGACAUGUUAAUGCCUUAUUUUGUGAGUUGGAGAUAAUUAAAUCCAAAAUUAGGUCCAGUCACUCCAAAGAGGAAGCUGAGUCACUUAAAUAUGCUGAGAAGAAUCUCAUUAAUAAGAUAUAUACUGAUUCAGCUGAAGCCAAGAUUCCAGCUGUUCUGGAUUAUUUGGGAACUAUGAUAGAGGCUGGCUGCAAGUUCCUAAUUUUUGCACAUCACCAACCAAUGAUCUGCUCAAUACAUCAAUACCUGCUUAAGAAAAAAGUUGGGUGUAUUCGUAUUGAUGGUGGUACCCCAGCUGCAUCAAGGCAAGCUUUAGUUACAGACUUUCAGGAGAAAAGCAGUAUAAAGGCUGCUGUGCUGUCUAUUAAAGCUGGUGGAUUUGGAUUAACCUUAACAGCAGCAAGCACGGUAAUCUUUGCAGAAUUGUCUUGGACACCAGGUGACCUGAUUCAGGCAGAAGAUCGAGCACAUAGGAUUGGUCAGGUAUCAUCAGUCAACAUAUACUAUCUGCUGGCAAAUGACACAGUCGAUGACAUAAUAUGGGAUGUUGUGCAGAGCAAGUUGGAAAAUCUCGGACAGAUGCUCGAUGGCCAUGAGAAUUCCUUGGAAGUAUCCGUUAAUCAGCAAAACAGUAGCCCUGCAAAGCAGAGAACCCUAGAUUACUUCACGAAGCGUUGCACCAACUCAUCUGACCACGUGCCAAUAUUCAAACAUGCAAAGCAUUGAGGAUUUUGACCACAAACUGUUGGCCCAAGACGGUAAUGAUGUUUGCUUUUUUCAGUUCAUACAGGGGCGCGUAUAAAAACAAGCAUUGAUUUUAGAAUUUUGGUAAUGCAAAAUUUUUGUCUUCCAUGAAUGUACAACUGUAAAAUUGCCUUGUCAUGAUGUACAACGGAGAACUGUUCGCCACAUUGCCAACCAAAA